Molecule: messenger RNA, 2232 nt
Organism: Haliotis rufescens (red abalone)
Lineage: Eukaryota; Metazoa; Mollusca; Gastropoda; Lepetellida; Haliotidae
Product: MFS-type transporter SLC18B1-like
Exons: 13
Coding region: 26-1288 (420 amino acids)
Biological process (GO): transmembrane transport
Molecular function (GO): transmembrane transporter activity
Source: RefSeq, a predicted model, not a curated record
UCUUAUUUCGCGUGUGCUCUGCAAAAUGCAACAAGGGUCACCCAUAAAGAAAAUCUUUACAUCUGGAAGAUGGAAGCUUAUAUUUACCUUCGGGGUGAUGGCAGUAUCAAACUUAUUUGCCUGGUGUUGCCUUUCCCUUUUACCACCGUUUUUCCCAUUGGAGGCGCAGAAAAAAGGAGCAAGCUGGACAAUCAUAGGCCUUAUAAGUUCCUGUUCUGAACUGGUCAUCUUCCUUGUGUCGCCGCUGUUCGGACGUUUGAUGUCUGCCUCUUGCCCUCGAUACUUCUACAUCUCUGGAUUGUGCAUAGUCGGCAUCUGCAUCAUAUUGUUUGGGUGGAUAAACCAUGCGCCAGAUGGAAUUCCGUUCAUUGCCAUCUGUUUCGCAGUGAGGGUUCUUGAGGCAUUUGGAACAGCGUCUCUUCUCACGGCCAGCUUCGCCAUCGCCACCAUUAACUUCCCCGACAACGUGGGGACAAUCUAUGGUAUCUUGGAGACAGUGACGGGGUGUGGAUUCAUGCUGGGCCCGGCUAUAGGAGGAGGACUCUAUCAGCUUGGAGGGUACAGUCUCCCCUUUUGUGUACUUGGUGGAUGUGCCUUUGCUUGUGGGGCUGUCUCAUUGGCUCUCGUGCCAUCCCAAAAGUAUGAAGUGACAGAAGACAAAGGUAAAUGUCUGUCCAUCAUGACGUUACUCCGAAGUCCCCUGGUAUGGUUUGGGGGUUUUGGUAUUGAAAGUGCUCUCAUCUGUUUCACCGUUUGGAACCCUGUCUUUGCUGAUCAUCUUACCCAGUUCAAGCUCAGCCAUGGUGUCAUCGCUCUGAUCUUUAUUAUUUGUCCAGCAAUCUAUUCGUUCACAACGCCUUUUUGGGGAUUGCUGCUUGAUAAAAAACAGGUACCGGUAAUUCCUUUGAUGUUGGCGGGUCUGACUUGUAGCGGAAUUACAUUGCUGUUCUUUGGACCUGCACCUUUUAUUCCAACUGUUACUCCAUCCUUCUGGCUGACCAUCACAACCCAGGCGUGCCUUGCCUUAUCCUUGGGGCCAGUUAUCGUUAGUUCUAUGAAGUGCAUCGUUAUUGGCGCCAGGGAGUUGGGCUUUAAAGAUGACCGUAAACAAGCCAGUAUUGUCUCGGGCAUUGUGUGUUCUGCCACCAGUUUAGGUACGUUCUGUGGUCCGUUGCUUGGCGGGGUGCUGACUGAAUAUUUUGGAUACGAAUACGCAAUGGCACUAAGCACUAUCUGGAUCAUGGCGCCCGUAAUUUGCUUUAGUCCAUAUCUAUGUAUCAGAGGCUGAAAAGGUCGUUCGACUAUAACUGGCAAGGAAGAAGACGUAGACGACGGGAGAGAUGCCUAACCCCGCAUAGAACUAAUUACAAUAGGAACCCCUUUAUAGCCAUUCCGACAAAGUCGUACCACAAAGAUUGAAACUAACUCAUUCCAGUAUCGGGAGAUGGGACGUCACAUUUGCUGACAUAUUUGCUUAAUUAUUACUGUUAGUCAAAUCUUAUUUAAGCAUAUACCAUUAGUUUGUAUAUUUAUUAUGUUUUAUUAUGAAUUGUAAUAAUUAUUUCAUUUGUUCGCAAUUUACGCAUUUACGUUUUUACACUUAUCCGUAUAGUGUAUUAAUUUAAAUGUCUUACACAGGACUUGUAUUCAAACCAAUAAUGAUCACAAGGUAGAGACAUGGGUGUCAACUUUUUUAUGAGGAACACAAAGAUUCGGAGGUAGAUGAAGGAGUAAGUAUAUACUCCGAAACGUUGUGUUCCUCCUUAUAAAGAAGUUGACAUCCAUAGAUUCCCUUCCUCGUGUGUAUCACUCCUAAAUGCCAUUCAAAGACUUAAUCAUGAUCCUGAAAUAAACUCACCAAGGCCACUCUUCAGAUCUAUUUUCUUCAAAAUGUUCAUACCUUGAUCUACGAACAUAUUUUGCUAAUUUUCGCACUGUUGUGUUGUAUUAAUGUAACACUGUGUAUGAAUAAUAUGGCAGCAAUAUUUUGGUGUAUCGGUUAACCGUUGCUUUUUCAUUUCCCAACAUUUCUGUCAUGCCUAAACAUCUAAUAAAACUAUGAAGGCCAUUCUUUGUUCUCUCCGUCGUGAUACUGUAAAUCUUGAAAUUAACGCGAGCGCGAAUUAAAUGCGAAAAAUGCGAGUGGUCUUUGCUCGCAUUUUUAAACAUCGCAUUUAUAUCAACAAUAAGACAUUGUUGGAUAGCAAAAAUACCAACUCAGACAUACGCUGA